UCACCACCAAGAUGGCCGACGCUAUGGAGGAAUAUGAGAAAGAAGCUGGCUGCGUCCCUAUUCUCCAUCCUGAGGAAAUCAAACCCCAGAGUCAUUACAAUCACGGCUACAGUGAAAAUGUCAGCCGUAAAAACCACGUGGACGACUACAGCACCUGGGACAUUGUCAAAGCCACACAGUACGGCAUCUUCGAGCGCUGCAGGGAGUUGGUGGAGGCAGGUUUCGAUGUUCGGCAGCCAGACAAAGAAAACGUAACGCUCCUUCACUGGGCCGCCAUCAACAACAGGAUAGACUUGGUCAAGUACUACAUAUCAAAGGGAGCUAUAGUUGACCAACUGGGAGGAGACCUCAACUCCACACCUCUGCACUGGGCUACCAGACAAGGCCAUCUAUCUAUGGUGGUGCAGCUCAUGAAAUAUGGUGCUGACCCGUCUUUGAUUGAUGGCGAGGGCUGCAGCUGCGUCCAUUUGGCCGCCCAGUUCGGCCACACUUCCAUCGUGGCCUACCUCAUUGCCAAAGGACAGGAUGUGGACAUGAUGGAUCAGAACGGCAUGACUCCUCUAAUGUGGGCGGCUUACAGGACACACAGUGUGGAUCCCACCCGGCUGCUACUCACCUUCAAUGUGUCUGUCAACCUGGGUGACAAAUAUCACAAGAACACGGCGCUGCACUGGGCCGUGCUGGCUGGCAACACCACCGUCAUCAGCCUGCUGCUGGACGCCAACGCUAACGUCGAUGCACAGAACAUCAAGGGCGAAACACCACUGGAUCUUGCCAAGCAAAGGAAGAACGUUUGGAUGAUCAAUCACUUACAGGAAGCACGGCAGGCCAAAGGCUACGACAGCCCGUCCUACCUGAAGAGACUGAAGAUGGACAAGGAGUUCAGGCAGAAGGUGAUGCUGGGAACGCCCUUCGUGGUCAUCUGGUUAGUUGGUUUCAUCGCUGACCUGGACAUCGACUCCUGGCUGAUAAAGGGCGUCAUGUACGCCGGUGUCUGGGUUGCAGUGCAGUUCCUCUCCAAGGCUUUUUUUGACCACUCCAUGCACAGCGCUCUCCCUCUGGGAAUCUACCUGGCGACCAAGUUUUGGAUGUACACCACCUGGUUUUAUUGGUUCUGGAAUGAUCUCCCCUUUGCCACCGUCCACGUACCCUUCCUCAUUAACACCCUGGCUCUGUUCUACAACUUUGGUAAAUCCUGGAAGUCUGAUCCAGGAAUCAUCAAAGCAUCCGAAGAGCAGAAGAAAAAGACAAUUGUGGAGCUUGCAGAGACAGGCAGCCUGGAUCUGAGCAUAUUCUGCAGCACCUGUUUGAUACGGAAGCCCAUUCGGUCCAAACACUGCGCCGUGUGCAACCGCUGCAUUGCCAAGUUUGACCACCACUGUCCCUGGGUGGGGAACUGUGUGGGAAGUGGGAAUCACCGCUACUUCAUGGGUUACCUCUUCUUCCUGCUCUGCAUGAUCUGCUGGAUGAUGUACGGCUGUAUCUCCUACUGGAGGAUCCACUGCGCCACCAGUUACGCCAAGGAUGGUUUCUGGCUCUAUCUGACACAGAUCGCCUCCUGCUCCCCUUGGAUGUUCUGGAUGUUCCUCAACAGUGUCUUCCACUUCAUGUGGGUGGCCGUGCUCAUCAUGUGUCAGCUCUAUCAGAUCGCCGCUCUCGGAAUCACCACCAACGAGAGGAUGAACGCUCGGAGAUACAAGCACUUUAAAGUUACAGCCACCUCCAUCGAGAGCCCCUUUAAUCACGGCUGCAUCAGAAACCUCAUAGAUUUCUUUGAAAUCCGCUGCUGCGGCCUGAUCCGGCCCAUCACGGUGGACUGGACCACACAGUACACAAUAGAAUACGACCAGACGUCUGGCUCGGGCUACCAGCUGGUGUAGAGGAGGAGGAGUAAGAGGAUGAAGAGGGAAGGGGAGUGUAGGCAGAGCGUGGAUGGAUAAAUGGAAGGACGACCCUCACUCUCCCUCUCCACCCCUCCUCUGGCGAGCAUAUCUGAGUGAUGGCGUUCUCGUGAGCACCUGCUUUUUGGACCAUCUCUCCCUCACCGAUCAAACAACAACAACAACAAAAAAAGAAUCAGCCAGGACUAGCAUGCUGUUACGGGGCAACACCACACCCACCCCCUCCCCCUGGCCUUCACCACCACCACCUUUACUACUAUUACUACUACUACUAUUACUCUACCUUUCUCGCUGACCAACUCUCUUCCUCUCUUCUCCCGAGCUCUUUGGACGGUGCGUUGCUGCCAGGCACAAAUGACGAGGAGAGAGGAAUUACAAAAACUUAAAAGCUCUUCUAUCCGGAGACUCGACACUGCAGAAAAAGUAGAGCCACGAAGAGGCAACGCUGUUCUUUCCCCGUCCCCCACUCGAUAUCUUAUUUAUGGUGUCCCUGUCCGUGUGCCCCGUACAUGUCUGUUUCUGAUUGGUUCAGGCGCUCUGCUGUUCCUGUCACAACUAACUGUGGUGAAAGAUAAAAGAAAGUUGUUUUUUUAAAUAUAUACGUGUAUAUGGAAAAAAAAGCAAGAAAUCGUUUUAAAGUAUGAUAGAAAUAAGGGAAUGUCUUUUAAGGUCUUGUUUUUUGUUUUUUUGUUUUUAUUCUGCACCGUGAUGAGUUUCCAGCGGAGCUGAUGAUUUGCCAACCAGUGCUGAACUUGUCAUAGGAGAGAGUUUGGUUAAAGGGAGCCGCUGCAGAA
This is a messenger RNA of Pelmatolapia mariae (spotted tilapia), 2695 nucleotides long. It is a transcript of the gene zdhhc17, whose product is annotated as zinc finger DHHC-type palmitoyltransferase 17. NCBI's taxonomy places the organism in Eukaryota, Metazoa, Chordata, Actinopteri, Cichliformes, Cichlidae. The record is from RefSeq and is a predicted model, not a curated record. Gene Ontology annotation, cellular component: Golgi membrane. Gene Ontology annotation, molecular function: palmitoyltransferase activity; protein binding. The coding region runs from base 12 to 1880 and encodes 622 amino acids. The transcript has 17 exons. Gene Ontology annotation, biological process: protein palmitoylation.